Messenger RNA from Exophiala mesophila, 2158 nucleotides. RefSeq lists its product as uncharacterized. The transcript has 5 exons. NCBI's taxonomy places the organism in Eukaryota, Fungi, Ascomycota, Eurotiomycetes, Chaetothyriales, Herpotrichiellaceae. Gene Ontology annotation, molecular function: cyclin-dependent protein serine/threonine kinase activator activity. Gene Ontology annotation, cellular component: nucleus; cyclin/CDK positive transcription elongation factor complex. Gene Ontology annotation, biological process: regulation of transcription by RNA polymerase II; positive regulation of DNA-templated transcription, elongation. The record is from RefSeq and is a predicted model, not a curated record. Bases 178 to 1452 code for a protein of 424 amino acids.
CCAGUCCAAGCCAUUUCAAACCAGAUCUAACCCUCGACAAACCAACAAUACAUGAGUUGAUACCUUGCCCAGGAUGCCAUAAAUUACUCUUCCUUGAGGACGAGUAUCUUUCCAAAAGCCAAGCGUCGAGUUUCAUGCGAAUGCAGUGCCACACAACCUCAACUCUCUGCAAACAGCAUGAACGGUGCCGCCGGUGAGACGGCACCGAGCAAACAUGCCGCUGGUCCUGCCGGUCCAGGGCCAGCAGGCUCAACAGGCCCAUCGGGGCCCCCAUCAUCAGCAACAUCAGCCGGCCCUCGGCGACCUACUGGGCAAAUGCCCAACUUUGUCUCAGUCGCCAAAGCCUACAUGUUUCAACAGGAGAUCGAUCAGUGCCUGACUAUCACGGGUGUUAGUCCUGCUAGAGAGGAUAACCUCCGAUUAGCCGGUGUACAGUGGAUUGAGAAUGUGAGAAGGACGUUGAAAUUACCUGUCCGAACUUUCGAUACCGCUGUUGUCUACUACCAUAAAUUCAGACUUCAGCACUCCGAUAGCGAAUAUAAGUUGGUGGACGCGGCUGCUGCUGCUUUGUUCUCCGCCUGCAAGAUUGAAGAUACCCUCAAAAAGUCGCGCGACAUACUCUGUGCGGCUCACAACAUGAACGCAAAUCGACAUGAUCAGCUCUCGCCAGAUGAUCAGAUUUUCGAACCCCAAUCUCGCAUUAUCCUCGGCCUGGAACGGUUGAUGCUCGAAGCCUCGGGCUUUGAUUUCCGCAACCGACAUCCGCAACCAUUUCUGAUCAAACUUGCCAAAUUCUACAAUUACUCCAAAGCAUCGCUUGUGGUGAAAACCGCAUAUGCCAUAUCUCUCGACCUCUACCGAACCUUUGCUCCGUUGAAACAACAAACUGCCACCCUAGCCUUUGCAUGCCUGGAACUUGCCGGCCGACUUAGAAAAGAGGAGAAUGAGGUGAUAUGGCAAGGACGAGAUUAUGCGGAUUGGCAAGUGGAGCGAGGGAUGGUCAUGGAAACAAUGCUCGAUCUCCUCGAACUUUACACACACCACCGGAACCAAACCGCCAUCGGACCGGACUUUUCGGUCGACGCAUUUCUCGAGACGCGGAUCACCCUUAACAAGGAGUGUCAGGAGAAAAACUUACCGCGGUUCACUGCCUGGGUGGACGAAACGCACCUAGAUCAAUCGAAUCCGAAUUAUCUUGCCGGCUCCGGACCAGGGGUCGGCCACCAUUUGAGAGUUAAUGGCUCCUCUAGCAAUGGACAACAUCCAAGAGGUGGUGGUGCCGGCAGGACCAUCAGCCCCCGCGACGCCACGGGUAAGGAAGGUGGUAGUUCCAACAACAUAGCUCGCACCAAGGUCGGCGAGAGGGGUAAGGAAGGCACCAUAAGAUUCAUUCUUAACCCUGAUAGGGAAAUGGAGGAAAGGAGAAUCGUUGAGACAUACACGAGAGCUUGAGCUGCUGCCAAAAUAUCGGUUUGCACACACCGGUGCAUUCUCAUCCGAGUUUGAAUGCUCGCAUUCCAUCUUCCGCUCCUGCGCCCCCUCCAACUGUCGCCCUCCGCCUGAAUCGGUGCCAUAUCAGCGUCAUUGGUCAUUGUAUGUGGAUGUCUAAAGGUACACAAAGUACACAUCCUACGUGCAUAUCUGGUCGCGAGUGGCAUCAAUUGCACCUACGGUUUCGGCACAGCGAGGUCGCCUUUUGCUUGCUUUAUGUACAUGAUGAGACUGGGGUCGAACCACAGAACUCAGUCACGGAUGAUUGGCCUAAGUAAAGGGAUGAGACAUCGAGUAUCCAUCAUGGAAUAUCGAUGCGAUCGCUCCUCUCAAAAAUAGGAGACUUGAGCAAGGACAAAGUUUUCAAGACCCUGGCUCUUUAGCUAUAAUGAUAGCCUAGGAAUUGACCCAAGGCAGCUUCUUUGGGCUUCGGACAUGAAGCCUAUUUGAUGACGACGGGAUGACAGGACACUGGGAGAAUGGGCAUCAUUUAUGUACUUGCAUGCAUGUCUGUCUCUACGCAUUGGGAACAAGAAAAGCACAAACGCAGUUUCUUGUUAAUGUCACUUGUGAGACGUGAAAACAACCUGUGAAUCCAGGAAAAUAACGGAAUUACUGAGUAGCAUCUGUCGAUCGGGUCAUCUACCUGAUGUAUCCAAAGGACGGC